Molecule: messenger RNA, 2215 nt
Organism: Toxorhynchites rutilus septentrionalis
Lineage: Eukaryota; Metazoa; Arthropoda; Insecta; Diptera; Culicidae
Product: 1-acyl-sn-glycerol-3-phosphate acyltransferase alpha-like
Exons: 5
Coding region: 768-1604 (278 amino acids)
Biological process (GO): phosphatidic acid biosynthetic process
Cellular component (GO): membrane; endoplasmic reticulum
Molecular function (GO): 1-acylglycerol-3-phosphate O-acyltransferase activity
Source: RefSeq, a predicted model, not a curated record
CGCCGUCGCGAGAGUCGGAGUGGCCGUCGUUUGUGCUGUGCAAAGAUCGCGUUGAAGGAAGAUAAAAAGAGAAGAAUAAAAAAAAACGUGUGGGUUCCGUGUCACCGUCGUCAUUUGACAGAUGAUGCUCGAGCGUGUAGAGUAGGGCAGAAGAGAGUGUUCGUUUUUCGUUAGUGCGCGCGCACGUUUCAAAUACAGUUAUUCCUUGCGCCUCAACGGGAAGCGGAAAGGAAGCGGCAUGGAAGAACAGGUCGUUGGAGAAUGAGCGAAAGAGAACUGCUGCUGCUGCUGCUAGUGGGUGAACACGUGAAGAGCGGAAGUAACAAUCGGUGACGGCCGGAGGGCCUAAUGUCACAGGCCGAAUAAGAACGCACGGACGAUGUGUUGACGACUAAUCGAAACAACGUUUCAAGCUGGUCUCGUGAUGAUGUGAUGUUGUUUUCUCGUCACGGGCAAGGGGUUUGUGAGGUUUAUAGUUGGUAAACUGCCGCAGUCGACGUCUGCAGCACGAUAAUCGAAUUAACGACGGAGUUGACGGGAAAAAUCAAUGCGUUCUGAUGGAGAGAACGAAAUGAAAUUCGAAAAAUAUAGGUCAAUGUGAAUUGUGAGAUAAGGAAAUAUAUGGCGCACCAAGAAGUUGAUGUAUCUGAAAAGUGAACGAUAAAUUCAAUAUUCAGUCAACUGAGAACAGCCCCGGUCCAACGUCACCCCUUUUUUUUCUCCUGUGUGAGUGGAUGCCUGUCCGCUAACAGCGCGCGGAACAAACCAUGGAAGCAAUAAUUAAUAUCGUAAAGGAUGUCUUCCUCAACAGCUUAUGUGUACAACUAAUAGUGGCAACAAUACUACUCAGCUGCGUAUGGCCCACCUUCAAGUACUACGCCAAGCUAACGGUCAUCAUCAUAGUGUCCUGUAUGGUAUUAGUGAUCCCGAUACCGUUCUUUCUAAUCAAACCCCGAUGGCCGUUGAAUGCACUGGUGUCCGGAAAAGUCACCAUCGAGUUCGUUCGCUGGCUUGGGGUAUCGUACGAAGUCCGGGGGACGGAACAUAUCAACGUUAGGAAUGGCGGAGUGGCCCUCAUCAAUCACCAGAGUGCCAUCGAUAUCGUUCUGCUUGCUCGACUUCUAGCUGAUUUUCGAAACAUCGUGCCGGUUGUUAAGAAGGAGCUGUUCUACUUACUCCCGUUCGGAAUUGGCAGCUAUCUGGUGGGGGUUGUGUUCAUCGAUCGCAAGAAUACCACCUCGGCGAAAAACGUCAUGAAGCGAGAGUCAGUUGCCAUUAUGCGGGAUAACCUCAAACUGGCAAUUUUCCCAGAAGGCACCCGCCAUGACAAUGACACCCUGUUGCCGUUCAAGAAGGGUUCCUUCCACGUUGCAAUCGAUACUCAGUCUGUGAUUCAGCCUGUCGUGGUAUCGAAGUACGUUUUCAUUGAUCACAAGAAGAAGCGUUUCGGCCGAGGGCGGGUGAUAGUACAGAUCCUGCCGGAGAUUUCGACCCAAGGAAAGACUAAGGACGACAUCAAUGAACUGGUGGAACAAUGCCAGAAGCUCAUGCAGACCGAGUUUGAUGCGCUCAGUGCCGAAGCGAAACAGUACUGCCGACUGUAGUGGAUGGGACCACAAACUUUACACCACUAUACGCAAUAUGAGAAUUUAUCUAGUGAAUUGAUAGCGAAACUUCGGAUGUAUUCGUUUAGGCAACUUAUAUUGAGAGCUACACGGAAUUGGGUUUUACUUUUGUUUUAAGUCGGUAAGAGCACAGACAAGUCAGUGACAUUUCAGUUAUAACCGUGUGACAUGUCUAUCCCUCAAUCACGAACCCAUAGUCCAUUGUUAGGAGAAACAGUUCAAUGAAAAACAUAACAGCAAUACUUCAUGAUAGUGAUGUAGAUUUUAUUUCGUAUGAUUGUAAAUAAAGCGAGACAUUAGAUUAUAUAUCGACACUAACAGGAUUUUCGGAUAUCAAUGAGCAAAUGUAUAUUAGGUAUAGAUUUUCACUCUUCGAACGUAUAUUAGAAACAGAAAAAAAACGAUACAAUUCAUUAGAUAUAGGGACUUAAAAAACAGCGAGUAUUUCUUACUUUUUCUCAAAUGAAAUAGGAAUGUAAUACUUUUAUUGUUGAUAAAUGCACUUUGAAUUCCGAUAAGUUGUAUUCCAAAUUGACAUGUUAUGUUAUUUGUUCGGAAUUUCCGAAAAUUUCAAUGGUUUCCCAUUUUUA